AUGAAAUGUUCUGCGAAGCAGACGUGUGGCCUGCCGAUACUUCUAGCGCUCUGCGUCCCCGAUCCCGGCGGCCCCGCCCAUAGCCAUGUGAUUUUUGGGUCGAUUCCACCUGAAUCGUGCCUCUCUGACCCUUCUAUCUCUCCCUGGAUCGAGAAAUACGGAUCCGCAACAACAUUGCGCCACCGGCCCCCCCUUCCCUUCCUCUUUUGUGUGCUUCCCAAUCCAUCCCGAGAUAGACGCUGCGGAGGUUGGCCUGCUAGCAGGGCGCGGGGCUGGCGAGCGUCGAGGGGUCGCAGCAGUAGAGGGGGAGGUCAGACAUGGCGGGGAGUAGGCGGCGAGGUGCGCGGCAAUGAAGGCGUUCCGCUCGGCGAUCUCUUCCGAUGGAGCGGGAGGUGGUUGGAGGAGGAGGAGGCGGGCGCCCCUGCAAUUCGCGAGGCCGAGGAGAGCAGCGGUUGGCCCCACAGCGAGGCCAACGAGAGGUUGAGUCGCUCGAGCGCCGGGAACAAGAAGAUCGGCGGGAGCAGCAGGAAGUUGGGAGUCGACGGGUCCCCGCGCAGCGCCAUCGCGCCCUGCGUCACCCGGUCCGCCGCCAGCAGCCUGCCGCACUCCAUCGAGGCCCGGUGCCACGACCGAGGGUCGCCCAGGAAGCCUGGGAGUGGACAUCCAGGAGGCGACGUGACAGCGAAGGCGACAAGAACGGCGUCGCAAUGGCUGCCGGGCAGCAGUUUCACACUACCACACCGCCCUUGGCUUCAAAAUCUGGGUGACUACACAUCAUGCACGCUACCAGGUUUUCUUCUACAGCAACUCCGCAGCUUUCGUGACAUCUCUGGGAGCACCAGAGAUGCAAAAAGGUCCAUCUAUGUUGUCAUCGUGAUUGGCCUUAUCCUCAUCUACAUCGCCGUCCAUGUUUGUGCGGUAGGCCUGAAGGAGAACGUGGUUGCUGAACCUGUUCCUGUUCCUGCUGCUACUACAUCUGCUCCUGCUUUUGCAAGGCGAGUAGCUGGGGAACGAAGCAGCAACCAGCAGCUGGAUGACAAUGGUCAAGUGCUGCGUCUAAUCGCCAUCUUAGCCGCGGCACUUACGUACCAAGCCGGGCUGUCCCCGCCUGGCGGCUUCUGGCCGGCGGAUGACGAGCAGCUUGGCCACCGCGCGGGCUACCCCGUCCUGCUCGACAACUACCCGCGCCGCUACAGUGCCUUUUUCUACUGCAACGCCGUCAGCUUCAUGGCGUCGGUGGCUGUCAUUCUACUCCUCGUGAACCAAAAGCUGUACAGGCGAGUGAUACGGGGCUACCGGCUCCACGCGUGCAUGGCGUUGGGCAUGUACGCUCUCAUGGGUGCCUAUGCUUCCGGGAGCUCCCGCCAUCUCAAGACUAGCAUCUACAUGCUGACCAUGGUGAUGGCGGUGGUACUACUGCCGGUAUGUAUCUUCUCAUACAACCGCUUCGUCAGGUACAGGAUCAAGCAUCAAGUUGAGCCUACAACAAGACCACGACGACGACGAGAGAGGGCUGAGAAAGACGAGCAGCUUGAGUACCUGAUGCUGCUAGGGGUCCUAGCUGCAAGUGUGACGUACCAGAGUGGCCUGCGACCGCCAGGUGGCGUGUGGCAAGAGGACAGCGCCGCCUAUUCCGCCGGCGACCCGAUGCUAUUCGACAUCAACAGGCGCCGGUACGACAUCUUCUUCUACAGCAACUCCGCUUCGUUCAUUGCUUCCGUCGUCGCCAUCGUCAUGCUGCUCCCGUUGACGCUUAGCAACCUAGAGCGGCUACGGCACUGCCUGCCGUUCCACACCGGUGACCCCAAGUGGGCGCUCUGGCCGGUCCACGCUGCCCUUUUGCUGGACAUGCUCGGCCUCCUGGUGGCCUACGUGGCAGGAAGUACCAGGAAUUGGGAGUCGUCCAGGAAUGUGACAUUCCUUUUCGUCCCCCUGCUCGUCUACAUUUCGGCCUACCCACUAGUAGUGGCGAUAUUCAUUCGUAACAAACACCGCAGAUCCCCCCAGCAGUCAAGGAUGCAAGCAGUAGAACAAAUGCGGCCAGAAGUUUAGUAUUCAAUCCUGUUUCUCCCUCUUAGAUACCCUGUAUUGUAUUGUUUUAUUUGCACGUACAUGCAUGGAGCUGUUGUGUUCUUGUGGUCGUGCAUCCGUCACCGCAAUCUCUUUCCUAGGUCAGUAUUGUUUAAGCUGGCAAACUCAAAUGUUAAUGGACAUUUUUCUACAUGCAUUUCUUCUUCUUUUUUGCGGGGAUAUUUUGUAUGCCUUUCAACAAAUCAUUUGGAGAAAAAAAUAUCU
Messenger RNA from Triticum dicoccoides, 2295 nucleotides. RefSeq lists its product as uncharacterized. Gene Ontology annotation, cellular component: membrane. The coding region runs from base 1 to 2052 and encodes 683 amino acids. The record is from RefSeq and is a predicted model, not a curated record. The transcript is spliced from 5 exons. NCBI's taxonomy places the organism in Eukaryota, Viridiplantae, Streptophyta, Magnoliopsida, Poales, Poaceae.